GAUGUUAAGCCGAGUAACCUGCGACUGGCUUUUUUGAUGUCGCUUACGAUAAUGUAAUAACAUUUUGGUUUAUUUUUGUACUGUAGUAAAUAUUGCAUAGAUUUUGGUUGUUAACUAUACUAGUGAUAUGUGUGGUUAUAACUGAUAGGUUGUUCAGUUUCAAGAGUCUUUUCAAUUUAGAGCAGUUGAAAUUUUGAUAUGACAUCUGUUUCUAUUGAACAUGAGUUAAGUAAUUUAUCAUGUAAUAAAAACCUUGAGUCAUCUAUUCAAAAAGACUUGGUUUAUACUGAUUUUCUCGGAAACGGUUAUACAAAUUUAAAUGGAUCAAUAAAGAAAGAUUGUCAUAUUCCAUUUCCUUUGCUAACAGCUGAAGUGGUAAAAGAGUACAGCUUAAGCAAAGAAAAUUAUGUUGUCCUUACCAACUACAGGUUAUUUGUAUGCUAUAACCAAUGCUUCUCUAAUGUUCCAGUUUAUUGUGUUGAUUAUGUUGAGAUGAGGGAAUUGCUUGCUUUGUAUGUCAACUGCAAAGAUGGAAAAAUUAUUCGAGUUGCUUUUGAUACUCAGGAAGACUGUUCACAAUGGUGGAGGCAUAUAACAUCAUCUGAAGUUGCACAAACAAAUCCAGAGGAUUUAUUUGCAUAUCAACAUUACUUAAAAUUGCCUUGCAAACCAACAUAUGACUCAGCUGCUGACUUGGAAGCAGGGUUAUUUGUUGAUGAUGUGCGUCGUAUGGGAUUUAAUACAAAGUCUAUAUGGCGGAUUUCUGAAAUAAAUUCCAAGUUUGAAGUUUGCAAAACUUAUCCAAAGUUUCAUAUUGUACCGAAAUGGAUCUCAGAUGAUGACCUAAAAACUGUUGCACAGUUUCGUGCUUUGCGAAGAUUUCCAUCAGUGGUUUGGAGAAGUAAAAAAUCUGGUGCAAUUAUUGCACGAUCUAGCCAACCUGAACUUGGUUGGUUUGGGUGGCGAUGUGAAAAGGAUGAACAACUGUUAUCAGCUAUCUCUCAAGCUGCAAAUCUUGACAGAAACAAUAAAACAUUUAACAUGACAGUUUCAGUGACUGAUAUGUCUUCCACUUCUAAACAGACAUUUUUGUUGGUUGAUGCACGAUCUUAUGCAUCAGCUGUUGCCAACAGAGCAAAAGGAGGAGGUUGUGAAUGUCAAGAGUAUUAUCCAAAUUGUGACAUACAAUUUAUGAAUCUCCCAAACAUACAUGUAAUACGUAAAAGUUUUCAAAGUGUACGCACUCUUUGUUAUUUAGGGAAAGAACAGCUUAAUUGGUAUUCAUCUCUUGAAAACACUCGAUGGCUUCAGUACUUAUCUGCUUUACUACGAGCUACACUCACUAUAGUAGAAUCUAUUGAUAUUAGAGCUCAAUCUGUACUUGUUCAUUGUUCAGAUGGAUGGGAUCGUACCACACAAAUAGUGUCACUCUCUGAGUUGCUUUUGGAUCCUUACUACAGGACUAUUAAAGGAUUUCAUGUUCUUAUUGAACGAGAAUGGUUGGAAUUUGGUCAUAAGUUUGCAGAUCGUUGUGGACAUAGUCAAGAAAGAGACAUUAACGAAAAAAGUCCAGUGUUUUUACAAUGGUUAGAUGCAGUUUACCAGCUUAUAAGACAGUUUCCUUCAGCAUUCGAGUUUAAUGAGUUUUUUCUGCUUAAACUUGUGCAACAUGUUUAUAGUUGUUUGUAUGGAACAUUUUUAUGUAACAGUACACAUGAUAGGCAUAACAACAAAGUUAAGUCAAAAACGCUCUCAUUAUGGGACAUGCUUUUAUCAUGCAGAAAAGACUUUAUCAACUAUAUCUAUACAAAAGAAACUAAGGUAUUGUACCCAAGUUAUCAUGUUAAAGAUUUAAGACUGUGGGAAUCUGUAUUUACUACUACUUCACAUCAAUAUUCGAAAACAAGUAUACCUCAAAAAGACUUAGUUGAUUUAACACAGCUUGAACUUAAUGACUCAGGAAAUUUUACUGCUAAUGGAGAAAGUUGCAAAGAACCUAAUGGUUUCAUUACAUCUUAUAGUUCAGCUCAGCAGUUAAAUAAUUCUAUCAAUAAUGAAACUUUUAUAAUGCAGAAUGGACAUUCGAUAAAUGAUAAUUAUUGUAAAAAAAGCAAAUCUUUUGCAAACAAUGAUGCUAAUUUAUUAAGUAUUGCGGAUUUAAAUGAAUCAAAUGACUGGAGAAUAAUUGAAAAUAUAGAUGAAAUUAAAGAGUCAGCCAAUGAACCUUUAGACGAUUAUAUAAAUAGAGAUAACAAAUUUUUAUAUAGGGAUAGUGAAGACGAUUUAGACAAUUCUGAAAAUGAGAAAAUAGACACUCCGAAAAUGACUGAUAGUGUUCGGACUAUAACUAAUGAAAAUGAACGCAGAAAAAGUUUUGAUGAAAGUUUCAAACCAUUACAAUUAGAUACAAAUUUAACCAAUUUAUCUCGUCAUGGAAGCGGAGUAAUACGCCGAGCUCAUAGUUCACCUGAAUCUCCACCUUUAUCUAGCAUGCUUUCUAGAACAAAGUCGUUUCCAGAUGUAAUGUCAUCAUCAAUGGGUGCAAGUGAUGGAAAAGUUAGCUCUAAUCAAAAAAACCCAUUUCAAAAAGACCUUAGUAAAUUUUUAGACACUGAUGGUUUAACUGUUUCUUAUUGUUUUUAUGAUCAACAGCUUAUGGAAAUUGCAAAAAAUCAUACUCAAGAAAUGAAUAGAAUUUUUAAAAAACUAGAGCAAGAAAGACAAGCACGCAUAUAUUUGCAGCAUCAAAAUUUUCAAAAUGGAUCACCCAAUUCUGCAUAUAAUCUGCCACAUAUCUUAAAUGAUGACCAGCUUUCUUUACCAGACUCCGUAAAUGGUACACGAUCUUCAUUGUCAAGUGUGAGCAAUGAGGAAGGUUGGGAGCAAGUUCAAUAUGAUGAUGUACAACCAGUUCGUUGGAUUCCUGAUCAUUUGUCAUCAUUUUGUUCUAGUUGCGGUUGCCGCUUUUCGGUUCUAUAUAGACGCCACCAUUGCAGAAAAUGCGGUGGAAUAUUUUGCGAUGGUUGUUCAAAAUACCAAAUUAGCAUUCCCGAAGAAUCUCUUUUUAAUCCUGUACGCGUUUGUGCACGAUGUUAUAUUCAUUCAUCUGUGGUCCAAUCAACCGUAAUUUAAAAUUUGAAUUCUUUAUUCUUCUAUUGUCAAAAAUUCUUAUUAAUUUAUUUAAAAUUUUGCGAUAUUUUUGGAUAAUUUUUAGCUAUUUAUAGCUUUGAAUUACUGCUGGACUCUGCUUUAAUAUGUUUAUAAAUGUUUGCUAACUGUUAGCCGUCGGCGGAUAAAAUAAAAGAAAGAUUGCUGUUAUUAAAGACUUCUAUUUUAGUUUUAAUAAAUAUCUAUUAUUGUCUAGGACCACUCAAUAAGUCAACGCGUUAAAAAUCUAAAAUAAUGAUUUUCUCCUAUUUUAUUGUAUACUUUUGCAUUAAAUGUCAAUAUUAAAUUGCAAAUAAAUUGUUUCUUGUAUGUAUAUAAGAUAUACUUCAAAUUUUAAUUUACUAUAAAAUGUUCAAAAUGUUUUUUAAGUGUAUAAACUUUAGGUUAUAAACUUUAAAGUGUAUAAACUUUAGCUUAUAUUAAAGAUAUAAACGUUAGGAAAAAA
Hydra vulgaris (swiftwater hydra) is the source of this 3613-nucleotide messenger RNA. Its product is annotated as myotubularin-related protein 3. Gene Ontology annotation, biological process: regulation of autophagy; phosphatidylinositol dephosphorylation. NCBI's taxonomy places the organism in Eukaryota, Metazoa, Cnidaria, Hydrozoa, Anthoathecata, Hydridae. Gene Ontology annotation, molecular function: phosphatidylinositol-3,5-bisphosphate 3-phosphatase activity; protein phosphatase binding; phosphatidylinositol-3-phosphate phosphatase activity. Gene Ontology annotation, cellular component: membrane; cytoplasm. The record is from RefSeq and is a predicted model, not a curated record.